AUGGAGCCCUGGGAGGUUAAAAACAGUGAUGGAGAAGGACCUUAUGCAGUUAGAACCCUACUGGGAUGGGUCGUGAAUGGACCAUUACAAGGAAGCAAGGACAAUGGGAACACAAUUGAAUGUCCGGAUGUUACUGUUAAUAGAUACGCAGACAAGCUGGAGGAGCUGAAACAGGAGCUCCAACAAAAAGGAAGCCACAACAGGCUGCAGGAGGAGGAGCUUAUCAGUGCGAUGAGAGAGCAGGUUCUGCGUCUCACCCAGAAGGAGCAGGUGCUGGAGGAGCGUUUGGAGAGUGUGUGUCAAGAAAACACCGAGCUGAGGGCCAGUUUGGCCUCUUUGCACACACGCCUGGCUCUACAAGACCAACUCAACCAGCAGCACAGCCAGCAGCUAGCUGGGGCGAUGCAAGAGGCGGAGGCUGCACAGGGUCGCUCACGGCAGCUGCAGACCCAGGUGGAGGAGCUUCAGGAGGAGGUGUCCCUGCAGGAAGGCAGGAGCCACGGAGACGCACCCCUGCUGUCCGAGCUGGAGAGCAGCAUGGAGACGACGAGCCUCGGGGUCAGCAAAGAAGAGAUUACACAAGAAAUGUGGUCCAGUCUUCAGUUGCUGCUCCCACUGACACCGAAACUGAACAACUCGGGGAGGUCAGAGGUCGUGGAUCAAAAGGAAGACCUGCACACAAUACUGCGUCAGUUGAAGGGAGUGGCCCAGACUCUGGCACUGACGUGGGGCUCUCAGGAGCUGAAUCGAGCUUUUGUCGACAGGACGGGCGAUCAGUGUGGGAAUCCGAGUGCAGCGCAUGAGCUGAGAGAUCAGAACGUCCAUCUGCAGCAGGAAAACGCUGAGUUGAAACGUAAGCUGCAGGACGUGGAGGAGGAGGCCGACGUCGUCCAACACACCAUCAGAGAUCGAGAUGAAGCCAUAGCCAAGAAAACCCUGAUGGAGGCAGAGUUGGUGAGAAGUAAAAGUGACAUGAUAUCUCUCAACAACCAGUUAGAAGCCAUCCAACGUAAGCUGGAGUUGUCACAGGAACUGGAAGCCUGGCAGGACGAUAUCCAGAUCGUUAUCAACCAGCAGCUCAGGUCCCAGCAGACGAUGGAGCAUCCUCAGAAGAAGUCCACCUCCAACGGCACGUCCUUCUUCCGCAGGGGGGGCAGAGCCGCCUCCACCUCCUCCACCUGGAGUUCAGACGUGGAUCCUGGUUGAUGGGACGAGUCUUGGAAGUUUUUCCUGAUAAAAAUGGACUUGUACGUUCUGUGCGAGU
Pungitius pungitius (ninespine stickleback) is the source of this 1264-nucleotide messenger RNA. Its product is annotated as BICD family-like cargo adapter 1. The transcript has a single exon. Bases 1 to 1206 code for a protein of 401 amino acids. Gene Ontology annotation, biological process: vesicle transport along microtubule; Golgi to secretory granule transport. The record is from RefSeq and is a predicted model, not a curated record. Lineage: Eukaryota; Metazoa; Chordata; Actinopteri; Perciformes; Gasterosteidae.